Microthlaspi erraticum is the source of this 594-nucleotide messenger RNA. The record is from the annotation of a GenBank genome assembly. NCBI's taxonomy places the organism in Eukaryota, Viridiplantae, Streptophyta, Magnoliopsida, Brassicales, Brassicaceae.
AUGGAGGGAUCGUCUUCGUCGAUGCAGUCAAAGUACAAAGGCGUGAGGAAGAGGAAAUGGGGGAAAUGGGUUUCAGAGAUCAGAUUUCCCAACAGCAGAGAACGAAUCUGGUUGGGCUCUUACGAUUCUCCUGAAAAGGCGGCACGUGCCUUCGACGCAGCUCAGUUUUGCCUCCGAGGCAGCGCCGCCAAGUUCAAUUUCCCCGAUAAUCCUCCGGCGAUCCCCGGAGGAAGGAACCUGUCGCGAUCGGAGAUCCGGGAAGCGGCUGCUAGGUACGCUAAUUCGGAGGAGGAUGUAGCGAGAGAGAAGGAUUCGAGUGGUCGAGAGAUGAUUCAGGAACAGGAAGAGUCUCCUUCGACCUCGGCGGCUUCGUCGUCGAUGAUGAUGACGAUGGACAUUGAUUCGGAGUUUUUGAGUAUGCUUCCGACGGUUGGUUCGGGUAAUUUCGCUUCGGAUUUCGGGUUGUUCCCCGGGUUUGAUGAUUUCACCGACGAAUACUCCGGCGAUCGUUUCAGAGAACAGGUUUCACCCACACGGGACUAUUAUCACGGCGAAGAGAAUUACGAUGGCUCCAUGUAUCUUUGGAAUUUUUGA